AUGUCGGUGGAUCCCAUGAUCUACGAGGCGCAGUUCUUCGGGUUCACGCCGCAGACCUGCAUGCUGCGCGUCUACACCGCCUUCCAGGACUACCUGUUCGAGAUGAUGCUGGUGGUGGAGGGCGUGAUGCUGAAGAAGCUGGACGGCAUUCCCGGCUGCAAAAUCAGCCCUUCCAAGAUCCGCAAAUGCACCGAGAAAUUCCUGCUCUUCAUGAAGGAGCACUUCGAUAAGCUGUUCUCUAAAAUGGAAGAAGUGCUGCUGCAGCUGGUGCUGAACAUCCCCAAGAACGUGCUGCUGCCCGAGGACAAGGUGCAGGAGCAGUAUCCCUACAGCGAGGAGGAAUUCCAGGCGCUGCAGGAUGAGCUGCAGCAGCUGCAGCAGCAGUGCAGGGCAGAGGCGGUGCUGGAGCAGGAGCUGCUAGCAGAGCUGGAGGAGCAGAAGGUUGUCAAGGCCGAGCUGGAGAAGAUUUUGCAGUGCUUUGAUGGGCUUGAGAACAUCUGCAGGGAGCACGGAGCCGGCAACUUCAAGGAAAGCUUUGCCCUCCUGACACAGAGCUCUAAGAAAUUGCAGUAUGUGCUGAAAGAAGUUGAGGAGAAGAGCAAAAAAAUGAACCAGCAUGAUCAGUUAAUGUAA
Molecule: messenger RNA, 633 nt
Organism: Melospiza georgiana
Lineage: Eukaryota; Metazoa; Chordata; Aves; Passeriformes; Passerellidae
Gene: MIS12
Product: MIS12 kinetochore complex component
Exons: 1
Coding region: 1-633 (210 amino acids)
Biological process (GO): protein localization to kinetochore; kinetochore assembly; mitotic cell cycle
Cellular component (GO): nucleus; chromosome, centromeric region
Source: RefSeq, a predicted model, not a curated record